GCUCGUCCGCCCCUAGUUCCUAAAGUGCUGCGGACGGUUGCGACCCGCGGCACCUGACGGGGGGGGGCUCAGCGAAGCGGCGGGGACCGGUCGGGCCUCUCACUGUUGUGGCCUCUCGCAUUGCGGAGCACAGGCUCCGGACGCGCAGGCUCAGCGGCCAUGGCUCACGGGCCCAGCCGCUCCGCGGCAUGUGGAAUCUUCCCGGACCGGGACACGAACCCGUGUCCCCUGCAUCGACAGGCGGACUCUCAACCACUGCGCCACCAGGGAAGCCCACCACCACCAUAAUCAAGAUACAGAACACUUAUCUCAGGAGACAAAAGGAUGCCACGGAGAAAGAAAAAAGUUAAAGAAGUCUCUGAAGCUCAGAACCUGGAGAGGAAAGAUAUAGAAACUACCAGUCCUGUCAAUGUGAAGAAGAAGCGUAGACUUGAGGAUGCAUUCAUUGUGAUAUCUGAUAGUGAUGGAGAGGAACCAAAGGAGGAGAAUGGAUUGCAGAAAAUGAAGACAAAACAGUUGAAUAGAGCAAAGUGUUUUGCUAAAAGAAAAAUUGCACAAAUGACAGAAGAAGAACAGUUUGCUCUGGCUGUCAAAAUGAGUGAACAGGAAGCUAGGGAGGUGAACAGCCAGGAGGAGGAAGAAGAGGAGCUCUUAAGGAAAGCCAUUGCUGAAAGCCUGAAUAGUUGCCGGCCUUCUGAUGCUUCUGUUACCAGAUCUCGACCUCUGGCCGCUGGACCAUCUUCACAGUCCCACCAAGAGAAAACCACAGACUCUGGGACCUCUACAGGCAUAUGGCAGCUGGUACCUCCAUCACUGUUUAAAGGCUCACAUAUCAGUCAGGGAAACGAGUCUGAGGAAAGAGAGGAGCCUUGGGACCGCACUGAAAACACUGAAGAGGAGCCGGUCUCUGGCAGCUCAGGAAGCUGGGACCAGUCAAGCCAGCCAGUGUUUGAGAAUGAGAACGUUAAAUGUUUUGACAGAUGUACUGGCCACUUGGCUGAGCGCACACAGUGUGGGAAGCCACAGGAAAGUACUGGGAAGGGUUGUGCUUUUCACAAAGCUGCCCAGGGUAGGGGGGACACAUCUAGGCACUGUUUGCCUACCCCAGCAGAUGCCAAAGGUCUCCAGGACAUUGGGGGCACUGUGCACUACUUCUGGGGUAUUCCAUUCUGCCCUGCUGGAGUAGACCCUAACCAAUAUACCAAGGUCAUUCUCUGCCAGUUGGAGGUUUAUCAAAAGAGCCUGAAAAUGGCUCAGAGGCAGCUCUUAAAAAAAAAGGGGUUUGGGGAACCAGUGUUACCUAGACCUCCUUCUCUGAUCCAGAAUGAAUGUGGCCGAGGAGAUCAGGCUAGUGAAAAAAAUGAACGCAUCUCAGAAGAUAUGGGAGAUGAAGACAAAGAGGAGAGGCAGGAGUCUAGGGCAUCUGUCUGGCACUCAAAAACCAAGGAUUUCCAAGAAAGCCCAAUUAAAAGCUUGGAAGAGAAACUUUUGUUGGAGGAAGAACCAACAACCAGUCAUGGUCAGUCUUCCCAAGGGCUGUUCGUUGAAGAAACUUCUGAAGAAGGAAGUUCUGUACCUGCCCCACAGAGCAUUGCUGCUUUGAACAGUAAGAGAAGCUCAGUCCUUAUGCCAGAGAGUUCUGCAGAGGAAAUCACUGUGUGUCCUGAGACACAGCUAAGUUCCCCUGAAACUUUUGACCUUGAAAAAGAAGACUUUCCAGGUAGCAGAGAGACCGUGGAUGAAGUAAGAAUAAUGGCAGAUAAGGAGGUUCUUCAGGUUGAUAACAGGGAAGAUGCUGAGAAGGAAAUACCUACUACUACCUUCUCAUCUAGUACCCAGGUAUCCUGCCCACUAUGUGACCAAGGCUUCCCACCCACAAAGAUCGAGCGACAUGCCAUGUACUGCAAUGGGCUGAUGGGUCAAGAUACAGGCCUCUCACUGCUGCGUCGUCUCCCGUUGUGGAGCACAUGCUCCGGACAUGCAGGCUCAGUGGCCAUGGCUCAUGGGCCCAGCUGCUCCGCGGCAUGUGGGAUCCUCCCAGACCGGGGCACGAACUUGUGUCCCCUGCAUCGGCAGGCGGACUCUUAACCACUGCACCACCAGGGAAGCCCUGAUUUUUCUUUUAAAUGCCCUUGGUAUUGUUUUCUUUUUAACUUAUUUAUUUUAAUUUAUUUAUAUUUGGCUGUAUUGAGUCUUUGUUGCUGUGCGCGGGCUUUCUUUAGUUGCCAUGAGCGAGGGCCUACUCUUCUUUGUGGUGCACAGGCUUCUCAUUGUAGUGGCUUCUCUUGUUGUGGAGCACGGGCUCUAGGCACACAGGCUUCAGUAGUUGUGGCAUGCAGGCCUUAGAGUGCAGGCUCAGUAGUUGUGGCACACGGGCUUAGUUGCUCCUCAGCAUGUGGGACCUUUCUGGACCAGGACUUGAACCCGUGUCCCCUGCAUUGGCAGGUGGAUUCCCAACCACUGUGCCACCAGGGAAGCCCUCCUGUAAUUGAUUUCUAAUCUCAUAGCCUUGUGGUUGGAAAAGAUGCUUGAUACAAUUUCAGUUUUCUUAAAUUUUCCAAGGCUGGAUUUGUGACCUAAGAUGUGAUCUGUCCUGGAGAAUGUUCCAUGUGCACUUGAGAUGAAAGUGUAUUCUGUCGUUUAUGGGUGGAAUGUCCUAUAAAUAUCAAUUAAAUCUAUCUGGACUAUUGUGUCAUUUAAAGCUUGUGUUUCCUUAUUUAUUUUCUGUCUGGGUGAUCUAUCCAUUGGUGUGAGUGGGGUGUUAAAGUCCCCCACUAUUAUUGUGUUACUAUUGAUUUCCCCUUUUAUGGCUGUUAGUAUUUGCCUUAUGUAUUGAGCUGCUCCUAUGUUGGGUGCAUAAAUCUUCAUAAUUGUUACAUCUUCUUCUGAUUAAUCCCUUGAUCAUUAUGUAGUGUCCUUCCUUAUUUCUUGUAACAGUCUUUAUUUUAAAGUCUAUUUUAUCUGGGUUGAGUAUUGCUACUCCAGCUUUCUUUUGAUGUCCAUUUGCAUGGAAUAUCUUUUUCCAUCCCUUCACUUGCAGUCUGUAUGUGUCCCUAUGUCUGAAGUGGGUCUCUUGUAGACAGCAUACAUAUGGGUUUUGUUUUUGUGUCCAUUCAGCGAGCCUGUGUCUUGGUUGGAGCAUUUAAUCCAUUUACACUGAAGAUAAUUAUCUAGAUGUAUGUUUCUGUUACCGUUUUCUUAAUUGUUUGGGGUUUGUUUUCGUGAGUCUUUUUCUUCUCUUGUGUUUCCCACCUAUAGAAGUUCCUUUAGCAUUUGUUGUAAAGCUGAUUUGGUGGUGCUGAAUUCUCUUAGCUUUUGCUUGUCUGUAAAGCUUUUUAUUUCUCCAUCAAAUCUGAAUGAGAUCCUUGCUGGGUAGAGUAAUGUUGGUAUUUGGUUGUAGGUUUUUUCCUUUCAUCACUUUAAAUAUAUCCUGCCACUCCCUUGUGGCCCUCAGAGUUUCUGAUGAAAAAUCAGCUGAUAACCUUAUGGUGAUUUCCUUGUAUGUUAUUUGUUGCUUUUUCCUUGCUGCUUCUAAUAUUUUUUCUUUGAACCUAAUUGUUGUUAGUUUGAUUAAUAUGUGUCUUGGUGUUCUUCUCCUUGGGUUUAUCCUGUUUGGGGCUCUCUGCACUUCCUGGACUUGGGUGACUAUUUCUUUUCCCAUGAUAGGGAAGUUUUCAACUAUAAUCUCUUCAAAUAUUUUCUCAGACCCUUUCUCUUUCUCUUCGGCUUCUGGGACCCUAUAGUUCGAAUGCUGGUGUGUUUAAUGUUGUCCCAGAGGUCUCUGAGACUGUCCUCAUUUCUUUUCAUUGUUUUUUCUUUAUUCUGCUCCUCAGCAGUUAUUUCCACCAUUCUAUCUUCAGCUCACUUAUUUGUUCUUCUGUUUCAGUUAUUCUGCUAUCGAUUCCUCCUAGUGUAUUUUCCAUUUCAGUUAUUGUGUUAUUUAUCACUGUUUGUUCUUUUUAAAUUUAUUUAUUUAUUUAUUUUUCGUUGCGUUGGGUCUUCGUUGCUGCGCACGGGCUUUCUCUAGUUGUGGCGAGUGAGGGCUAUUCUUCAUUGUGGUGCGCAGGCUUCUUAUUGUGGUGGCUUCUCUUGUUGCAGAGCACGAGCUCUAGGCAUGCGGGCUUCAGUAGUUGUGGCACGUGGGCUCAGUAGUGGUGGCUCGUGGGCUCCAGAGCUCACGCUCAGUAGUUGUGGUGCAUGAGCUUAGUUGCUCUGUGGCAUGUGGGAUCUUCCCAGACCAGGGCUCAAACCCAUGUCCCCUGCGUUGGCAGGCGAAGUCCCAACCACUGCGCCACCAGGGAAGUCCCCAUCACUGUUUGUUCUUUAUUUCUUCUAGGUUCUUGUUAAACAUUUCUUGUGUUUUCUUGAUCCAUGCCUCCAUUCUAUUUCUGAGAUUUUGGAU
This is a messenger RNA of Globicephala melas (long-finned pilot whale), 4402 nucleotides long. The record is from RefSeq and is a predicted model, not a curated record. Lineage: Eukaryota; Metazoa; Chordata; Mammalia; Artiodactyla; Delphinidae.